GCUGUACGAGCAGCCGGUGGCGUUCGUCGCCACGGAAACAGUCUGUCUCUGUACUGCUUCUUCUACCUUCGUUCUUUCUCCCACUGUCGUCUAAAGUGAGAGAGAGCUGCAACAACACCCUUUUCCUAGGCCAAGGCCUCCACACACGUCGCGUCCAGCACGAGCUCAUCGUCUCGGCACCCGGAGCAUAUAUACUCGUACCACUAAGCCAGUUAAGCUUCCUCCUCGGUGCACCUCCAAUCCAGAUAGUCUUGUCUAGUCUAGUCUAGUGCAAACAAAGAAAACAUUUAGAGGUAGCCAGGAAGUCGAGUGACAAGCAAGAAUGUGCUUCGAGUUCAGCUCCUGUUUCGGCGGCGGCAUAAAGGACGACUACGGCGGCGAGCGGUCCAACCAUGGCGGCUGUGGCGGUCGCCGCCGCGGCCGCGGCCGCAGGGGGGACCGUGGGAACGACGCCUCCUACUACGGCGAAGCCGACUACAAACCGGCGCGGGCAUACGACCACCAGCCGGCCGUCGACGAGGCGGGUCGCAAGGCCCACCAUGAUGGCGGGCGGAAAGCUGACCACGCCGCCCUGGUCGCCGGCGCCGGUGGCCACGGCUAUUACGACGCCUACGCGCCAGACAAGGCUCACGAGACGCCGAAGCUUCCUGCGAGGCACAACAAGGUCGUCGACGACGCCGGCUACGCCUACAACACGGCGCGCUUCCGCCAGCAGGCUGCUCCUGACCAUAGGGAGCACGCCGCGGUGGAUUACCAGCACUACCCAAGCACUACUACCACUCUCGUAAGGUACUAGGUACUAGUCGUUAGGAUUAGCUAGCAUGGGAGCUUAUCAAUCCCACCCUCCCCCGAAACACUGCCUCUGCUUCUGUUCUGUUCGGUAGCUCUGCUUUUCUACUCUGCUUUUCCUUUCUCCUGUGCUGUGGAUUUUGAUCAGAGCCUCCACGUAUUUGUCGAUGGAUGAGCGGCACAGGUUCCAGCUCCAGGAAGCUUUUACCACUCUGUUUGUGUAGUUGCUUCUUUUUACUUUAGUUGCAGCUGCUUUCUUCUUGUAUCAUAAAUCAAGUGAAAGAAAGCA
Molecule: messenger RNA, 1078 nt
Organism: Aegilops tauschii subsp. strangulata
Lineage: Eukaryota; Viridiplantae; Streptophyta; Magnoliopsida; Poales; Poaceae
Source: RefSeq, a predicted model, not a curated record